AAUAGCCUUUUCAUCAUGGCCCAACACUUACUGGUGCAGAAGGGAGCCCUCAUUAUCCCUUACUUGUUACUUCUUAAUUUCAAAUAAGUAUGCUGGUUCUUCCUGAUCUACAAUACCAAAAGACACGUAGUAUAUUUUCCAUACAAAUGUACAUGGACAAGAGGAGAAAACCAGCCAACAAACUGGGGUCAUCCUUUUGUAAAUAGCAUUAUCUUCAGCGGAUUAUGUCGACACGAUCUUUAAACUUUGUUGGGCCCGUCAUAGAGAACAACUUGGCACAACCUUUGUCCGCCUCUUUCAGUGGAAGAAAGAAAAUCGCUGAAUUUUAUCAAGUCACUUGAAGCAACUUAAUAUUCACCCAGUUUCAAAAGCAAAUCGGUAGAGAAGAAAAGGCAAACACACCAGCAAGGAUGGUGGGCCGUCAAAAACGCAAGAUAGAAAAGGAAGCCAUGUCUCCUAAUUUCUACAAAUGUCAGCGAAAUACUUUGUGUGCGCCUGCUCCAUUUGCAGGUGAAACAAGCUGUCAGUGCAAAGCUCCUCAUGAGAAGCUAACUAUUGCUCAGGCCCGCCUUGGGACACCAGUGGACAGACCUGUCAGAGUCUAUGCAGAUGGAAUAUUUGAUCUUUUCCAUUCUGGUCAUGCUAGAGCACUUAUGCAAGCCAAAGCUCUCUUCCCAAAUAGCUACUUGUUAGUAGGAGUUUGCAGUGAUGAUCUAACCCACAAGUUUAAAGGCUUCACUGUAAUGAAUGAAGCAGAGAGGUAUGAGGCCCUCAGACACUGCCGCUAUGUAGAUGAAGUCAUCAGAGAUGCCCCAUGGACCCUCACGCCAGAGUUUUUGGAAAAACAUAAGAUUGAUUUUGUAGCUCAUGAUGACAUUCCAUAUUCCUCUGCUGGUUCAGAUGAUGUUUACAAGCACAUAAAGGAGGCAGGUAUGUUUGUACCUACACAGAGAACUGAAGGCAUCUCAACGUCAGAUAUUAUCACUAGAAUUGUGCGUGAUUAUGAUGUCUAUGCCCGUCGCAACCUUCAGAGAGGAUAUACUGCUAAAGAGCUGAAUGUCAGUUUUAUUAACGAAAAGAAAUAUCGCUUUCAGAAUCAGGUAGACAAAAUGAAAGAGAAAGUAAAGAAUGUGGAAGAAAGAUCUAAAGAGUUUGUGAACCGAGUGGAAGAAAAAAGUCACGAUCUUAUUCAGAAAUGGGAAGAGAAGUCUAGAGAGUUUAUUGGCAACUUUUUAGAACUAUUUGGUCCGGACGGAGCUUGGAAACAGAUGUUUCAAGAAAGGAGCGGCCGAAUGCUGCAAGCCUUGUCUCCCAGGCAAAGUCCAACCAGCAGCCCAACCCGGGGACGGUCCCCAUCGCGGUCUCCAUCUCCCCCUUCCCCCUGGCUUUUGAGGAAGACGUCACCUCCUUCCUCUCCAAAAGCAGCUUCAGCAUCCAUCAGCAGCAUGAGCGAAGGAGACGAGGAUGAGAAGUAAGGACAAGGGAGAAACAGCAAUCCGAAAAAAGAAAGGAAAACGCACAAUGUCCACUCAUUCACAAGAGAGUUGGGAGAAGAACGAAUAAAAAAAGAUGCAUGAGAUAUUUAUGAAAAGGAAAAAGGGGCACAUACGGAAACUGAAGCAGUAAAGAUUUCAGCUACACACAGGUACUUGCUAAUAAGGGAGUUACCAGAUUGGCAACACGUGAUGAAAAAAUAUGCAAAAAAUCUAUUAUUACUCAAUAAUUAUGAACACCUUCUGUGGUUGCCGCUGCUUAACCCACUGAAUAGGUACAAGGAAUCUUGCUUUAGAGGGGAACCACUGCUUACCUGCUAAAAAGCUGGACUUUCCUAGAAUGGGAGCACUCUCUGGGAGCAGCAAAUGCUUUCAUAAUGUUUUAAAAAAGGACGAGGAGGAGGAGAAGAAACCCCAGAAUCAAACUGUGCCAGUAGAACUAAAACUCUGUCAUUCACAAUAAAUGUACCUUGGAUCUUUUGAGUUUGUUGAAUGUUGCUUGUUGAGCAGGCUUUUUGUUAAUAUAAAGCAAGGCUAUUUGAAUGUGAACAUGCUUUGCUUGAUUAACUCUUAACAUGUUUUCCUAGUGCCUCCAAAACGACUUUUUAUUUUCACGGUUCAGAGUUUUGUUAAGAAAACUGUACCUUCAAUAUGGUUUCACAUAUUAGACAUUUUGUUCACUAACCCACAGAUCAAUUCUUAUGUAAUGUUUUUUACCAACAGAUUUCAAGAAAACCAAACAAGCAUAUUAUGUACACCAGUUGUUAGUUCAUUUGAACUUUAAAUUCCAAGUCUCAUGUGAUUAUCUGAAAUUCUGAACCAGUCUGGAGAAAUGUCUCAAUUUUGUAUAUAUACAAGGUGAGCUAGGAGGUUUCCUUUAAAAGUAAAAGCAUUGUAUUAGAUAAAUGGUUCUUCAUUACCAACAUUUGAAAAUGGGAUUUGUUUUAAGAGGUACUUUCUUGGUAAAUUACCUGUGCAACUACAUUUUUCUCCUAAUUUGUAUAGGACUCUGAUAAAAUGUGUUUAAAAGCCUCUUCAUUUUAGAUUCUAGAUAGUUACUUCUGCAGGGCAUAGAUACACAGCAGUAGACUUAGCCUGGGUUGUUUUUCUACAUUACAGUACCUCAUAUCACUGCCAUGUCCAUACUUAUCAUUGAUAUGGCAAAGUUGAACACAAACAACCCAGCUUAAAAAAUAAUAUCUAUGUAUGGGAAAUGAUGGAAGUCGGGACUUUUCAGAACACUAUAAGACAUCACUUCAGAACUCGUCUUGUAUGUAUGGCAUGUUAGCUAAGCCACAAUGGGCAUGAAUUCCUUCAUAGGUCCACAGCACUGUUCUGUAACUUCAAGGAUCAGUUGCUAUUGAACUGCUAAGAGCAGGAAAGUUUCUCAUCACCCCUCUAGAUUCUUUCCUUCCUGAAAAAGCAAAAUUACAAAAUGAAUAAAAUGAAUUGUGAUCCUAUAUUUGAUCUGAAUAAUAUUGUGACCCAUGAAUAUAGGCAUCCAGUCAUGCAUGGCAGUUCUCAUGUUUUACUUCUUGGCUUAGACCUACAAAUUAAUUACCUGCCCCAUCUCUUCAGAAAGGUCGCUACAGAUAGCCCUCUCCCAUGUCUAGCAUGUAUUCAUGUUAUUUAUUAUUGUAGUAGACACUGAGCUUUCUAGACAAAUUAAAAAAAAAGUUCCAGGUUAUAGUUCUGAUAACAAAUUACAACCAAUAGUUAACUGGUCUACUCUGCCUAGAUAUCAGAUUUAGCAGCAUCAUGGAUCUGCCAGAAGUUGAGGCUGAAAUAAUAAUCAUCCAUUUGUAGAGGAGUAUACAAACGUGAAACCAGUUAAAUACUAAAAGUAGAAUGGGGUUGGUAUUUCAUAAAAAUACUUAUCAGUUGUGAGAACUGUAAAAAUUUCCACGUGUAGCUAUUUAUUUGUGCAUCUCAGGGCACUGAUAGCAGUAUCUGUUCUUUGGGAGCUCAUUCCCUUCAUCUGCAGAAUCAAAUAUUGACAGGUUUCUCUGAACCAAGAUACACAGGUGCUUUCCCCCCAGUCAACAGCAAGCACUGACAUGUAUAGCAAAUAUUUGCAUUUUUAGUGCCUGUAAGCAAUUGCAGUUUAAUUUAAUAUAUGUACUGUCUAUGGAGUUGUUGGCAGAAAUAGAACCAGAGUACUGGUACUAAAACCAUUCUUUUUCUUUUGUAUCUAACGACUUAGUAAACUUAAAAAAAAAUACCCAUUAUUCUAGCUCACUCUGUCUAACAUUCUUCUAAGGGCCCCGAAGUUUCCAAAUGCAGGAAGCAAAUCCUUCAUUAGUCGGAAAAGCAUCUCAAGUUUGCUAACCCCUCACUAAACCUGCAGAAGGCACCACAAAUUUAGCUCAGGUUAGCUGCAGUAAAGAGCUAUUCUGAGCCAAGUCUUAACACUUCUGUCUCCCUAAUAAUUAACUGAGGCCAAAACCCAAUAGUCCCAACCAGGAUACAGCCAUUGAAACAACAGGAACCUGGGGAGUCAGCCAUCAACUCAAUGAGUCUACUCCAGUUGGGAUUAGUACUCUCUACUUACAUUUAGCCCUAGGGUGGCCUUAGACUCACAGGAAUUCUGUCCUUUCCUCAAGGAAGAGUUCUGCAACACAAUUAAAAGGCUGUGUUAUAAUUUUUAAAUGAUGUUCUGUCCUUUUUUCUUGUCCAUUGGAAUUGUUUUGGCUUAUAGCAUUUAGUAACAUACAUGACUUGUCAACAAAUGCUUUUCAAGGGAUGAUUUACUUUCUGUCACAAAAAAAUGAAGAGAGUUUUUGUCCUGUCUUCUUGAGACAAAUCCAAGCCAUGUCUAAAAUAACAAAUUAACUACAUCACCACAUAUACAGCAUUUUCAUUAAUAGUUAUGCCACAGCCCCUUGGGUAAUACACAUCAGUGCAUUAGAGAAAAGUAAGUAAGUAAGUAAGUAAAAGUUUAUUUGUAUACCGCCCUCUCUCCCAAAAGGGACUCAGGGCGGUUUCCAAUAUAUCAUUAAAAUCUGCUGUUGAUCAAGCCUCCACUGUGUUUUAAUCACAUUGCUAGAUAGAUUAUUGUUUGACUUUCAUAUUUGUGCAAAACUCUAUCAGAAAUAGAUCAUUGUGGUAUUUGACAAACCUUCACUGGUGCUAUUCAGCAAGAAGAAAUACUGUACUGACUUUAGCAGGAAAGGUAAAGUAAUUAAAUUUCAAGGAAAGAAUAAAACUAAGGCAGAAACACCA
Molecule: messenger RNA, 4715 nt
Organism: Anolis carolinensis (green anole)
Lineage: Eukaryota; Metazoa; Chordata; Lepidosauria; Squamata; Anolidae
Gene: pcyt1b
Product: phosphate cytidylyltransferase 1B, choline
Exons: 8
Coding region: 411-1475 (354 amino acids)
Biological process (GO): CDP-choline pathway
Molecular function (GO): choline-phosphate cytidylyltransferase activity; phosphatidylcholine binding
Source: RefSeq, a predicted model, not a curated record